GAGACCGGUAUCUCUCAGUCGCGAGAUAUUUUGAGAAGAGUAAUUGUCCGGUGUACUUCAAAAUUCGCGAAACCAGCAAUGGCGACGAUAAAAUUCAAAGAAAAUACCUCUCCUUAUGUACUGAAACCUUCACCACCCGUGGAAGAUUAUCUCUAUAACAAAUACGUCGAAGAUCUCUCAUUGAAGACCAAUUCCCGGGACGAUCCGAUACUCAAUGUGGCUUUGUUUGGUGUUGGUCGCGCCGGAACGAUACAUUUAACGACAAUUGUAUCUAAUGCACGCGUGAAACUUCUGUACAUCGUCGACGACAUUGAAGCCAACUGGUAUAAUAUAAAAAAACGCUGGCAUCUAAACGACGUUACGUUUCUAAAUAGCAAGCAGUCUGACAAAGUAUUCAAAGAUUCCAAUGUCGACGCGGUGGUUGUGGCGUCGCCAACUUAUACUCACGAGAACAUCGUUGUCAAGGCUCUCGAAGCGAAAAAAGCGGUUUUCUGCGAGAAGCCCAUAGCGGAAAAUAGCGCGGACACAAUCAAGUGCUACGAAAUAGCGAAAAAAGUGAGCAAACCGUUGUUCUGCGCGUUCAAUCGGCGAUUUGAUCCGAGCUAUUCGGAAGUACGGAACCGAGUUCGCAAAGGCGAGGUCGGUCACGUUCACACGAUCAAGACGGUCUCGCGUGACUCUCCCCUGCCUACUAUAGAGUAUUUGAAGAUGUCCGGGGGUAUCUUCCACGACUGCCUGGUCCACGAUAUCGAUAUGAUCACCUGGGUUCUCGGAGAGUAUCCGGAUAAGGUCUCAGUUCUUGCUGACUCGAACAUUCCGGAGAUCAAGGAGAUCGAUGAUUUCGACACGGUUGCGGUGAACAUGCACUUCCCGUCGGGCACUCUCGGCAUGAUCGAUCUGUCUCGAAACAGCAACUACGGAUACGACCAACGUCUCGAGGUGUUUGGUCCGAAAGGCAUGGUGCGGGCCGACAACGAGCAACCGAUACACUCGGUGAGUUCGCAGUACGGUCUACACGGAAUCACCGCACCACCGAUCUGGUACUCGUUCGCCAGCCGUUUCAUGAACGGCUACCGAAGAGAAUUCGAUCAUUUCAUCGACGUAGUGCACGGCAAAGUCGAGUCGCAGGUCAAGUCGCAGGAGAUCCUGGCGGUGUCCAAAAUUGCCACGGCCUGCGAGGAGUCCGUCCGUAAAGGAAAAGUCGUGAAUUUGACCUGGACGGCCAACGAGUUAUUACCUGCUAAUCAGUAAGAAAGAACAGCGGAGAUACUCACAAGAAGAGCUUAAUUUGUAAUAUAAUAUUCUAUAUAUUCCAAAUAAAAUUUUACAUAUGUGAAUAGGCAUGAAGAAAAGUAGUAAAAUUUUAGACACUAAAUAACAAAAGAAGAUAUAUGUAAAAAUAAAACUAUAAAAUUUAUAAUAAACGUUACUGAAUACUGUUCGCGCGAAUGAUGAUGAUAAAGCUUUAUUUCUCUCUGAGUUGAAAGAGUUUUUUCGUUAAUAUAAAAUACUUUAAUACCAACACAAUUGUGCGUUUUUUGGUAGAAAAGAAGAGAAAAUUCUCUCUUUCUCAAUAUAUAUCUCGAGUAAUAUUAUCAUCAGUGUCAGAAUAUUGUCAUCUGAUAAGGCUCACACUAAACUAAUGAGUAUUUAGCUGAUUAAAUAAGAAAUCAAAACUCGUGUGUAGUUCAUGACGUUUUUAUAAAUGACAAAACGUAUACAAUGAUGUACCAAAUACCUUAUAAAAAAAAUAGCACGAAAGUACAAAAUCGAUAUUCACUCAUAUAAUUCAUAUACAUUUGAAUAGAAUUCAUUUUGUAUAUUGACGUUUUUGUUUUUACUUCUCCAACGUCUCCGCCAUAACAAAUGCACUGUAAAAUAUAUGGAAACUUUUUUUUGUCUUCGACUGUUUCAAUAUCGUUUUUUAUGUACAAAGGUUAGUGUCUCUGAUAAAAAACGAGGAACUAAACCUGUAUUUUUACGUCGAAUUUGAAAGUGUCAGAGUCAGAUCUUCGAAAAGUUAUAAAAUCAUAAAAAUUGA
Pseudomyrmex gracilis is the source of this 2041-nucleotide messenger RNA. Its product is annotated as inositol 2-dehydrogenase-like. Lineage: Eukaryota; Metazoa; Arthropoda; Insecta; Hymenoptera; Formicidae. Bases 79 to 1251 code for a protein of 390 amino acids. Gene Ontology annotation, cellular component: cytoplasm. The record is from RefSeq and is a predicted model, not a curated record. Gene Ontology annotation, biological process: NADPH regeneration. Gene Ontology annotation, molecular function: oxidoreductase activity; nucleotide binding. The transcript has 4 exons.